UGCCUGCGCAGCGGGAUUCGCCGGGGUCCUUUGCAGUGACCCGGCCACACAGGACUUUGACCCAGCGCACGUGACAAUCCCCAAGUCCUGUCACCUCUGCAGGAAGCGGAAUCGCAGCAGGACGGGCUGCUCCCUGGCUGCCCUGCGGAAGGGUCGUGGGUGCUCGGCAGUGGAUCGGCGUUGGUGGCAUCAUGGCAACCGCGGUCACCGGAAAGCUCAGCCGCCUCUUCAUUAACGUGCGCCAGGUCCCCCAGCUGCUGGUCCCGCCGUCCCCCGCCACCGUGAGCAGCUCAGAGGUGCCCAAGGUCUUCUGGAAGCCCUACAUCCACACCGGCUACCGGCCCGUUCACCAGACCUGGCGCUACUACUUCUGGACGCUCUUUCAGCAGCACAACGAGGCUAUCAAUGUGUGGACCCACCUGGUGGCAGCCCUGAUUCUGCUGCUGCGCUUCCAGCAGCUCUCGCAGCGCGUGGAUUUCGGGCAGGACCCCCACGCCCAGCCCCUCCUCAUCAUCAUCGCCGCAUCCAUCACGUACCUGACGUUCAGCACCCUGGCUCACCUGCUGCAGGCCAAGUCCGAGUUCUGGCACUACAGCUUCUUCUUCAUGGACUACGUGGGGGUUGCCAUUUACCAGUACGGCAGCGCCCUCGUGCACUACUACUACGCCAUCGAGCCCGGCUGGCACGAGAGGAUCAGGGCGUUCUACGUGCCGGCGGCCGUGCUGCUGGCGUGGCUGUCGUGCGCGGGCUCCUGCUACGCCAAGUAUCGCUGCCACGAGUCCGCGCAACUGCUGGGCCGCCUGUGCCAGGAGGCACCCUCGGGCCUGGCCUACGCGCUCGACAUCAGCCCCGUGAUCCACCGCAUCUACAGCGCCCGCGCCGCCGAGCGCGACGACCCUGCCCUCCUCUACCACAAGUGCCAGGUGCUCUUCUUCCUCAUCGGUGCCUUCUUUUUCUCGCACCCUUAUCCCGAGAAGUGGUUCCCUGGGAAAUGUCACUUUUUUGGACAGGGCCACCAGAUUUUCCACGUGUUCCUGGUGCUCUGCACGCUGGCACAGAUUGAGGCGGUGGUGCUGGAUUAUGAGUCCAGGCGGCAAAUCUACUCUAAGCUCCACGGGGACUUAGCUCACAAUUUUUCUGCCCUCUGCCUUUUCACUGUAACCUGCUCUGUUCUCACAGCCGCUUACAUGGCCAGGAAGGUGAAGCACAAGCUGAGCUUCAAAGAGGAUUAAGACCCCCAAAGGAGACGCGUUUGGGCUCACCUGGGUGCUUGCUGUAGCUGUGGGAUGCGCCUGGCCCCAGACCCCAGGAGAGCAUGAAAUAUUUUGCCAACAGCUCCCAGUCAGUGCUCUCUGCAGGGGUGACGCUUUGAGCUGCUCUUUAAGCUUCUUAAACUUCAAAGCUAGUUUCCACUUGUUCUUAAUGGUACACCAAUUUAAUACAAAUGUCUGAAUAAAC
This is a messenger RNA of Nothoprocta perdicaria, 1458 nucleotides long. It is a transcript of the gene PAQR7, whose product is annotated as progestin and adipoQ receptor family member 7. The record is from RefSeq and is a predicted model, not a curated record. Gene Ontology annotation, molecular function: nuclear steroid receptor activity; steroid binding. The coding region runs from base 192 to 1232 and encodes 346 amino acids. Gene Ontology annotation, biological process: response to steroid hormone. The transcript has 2 exons. Lineage: Eukaryota; Metazoa; Chordata; Aves; Tinamiformes; Tinamidae. Gene Ontology annotation, cellular component: plasma membrane.